GGUUUCGGGUUGUCAGGCAGCAGCGGCUGGGCUGCGGGGAGCCACCGGCAGACCGUGGUGGGGGUGCGGCUCGGUCAUGCCCGGUGUCGCGGCCUGAGCCCCCCCCCUCCGCCGCAAUCAUGAAGGACAGCGGAGACUCCAAGGACCAGCAACUCAUGGUGGCGCUCAGGGUCCGGCCCAUCAGCGUGGCAGAGCUGGAGGAAGGAGCCACCCUCAUCGCCCAUAAGGUGGACGAGCAGAUGGUGGUUCUCAUGGACCCAAUGGAGGACCCCGAUGACAUCCUGCGGGCACAUCGCUCCCGGGAGAAGUCCUACCUGUUCGACGUGGCCUUUGACUUCACUGCCACCCAGGAGAUGGUGUACCAGGCCACCACCAAGAGCCUCAUUGAAGGUGUCAUCUCAGGCUACAAUGCCACCGUCUUCGCCUACGGCCCUACGGGCUGCGGGAAAACCUACACCAUGCUGGGCACGGACCACGAGCCCGGCAUCUACGUUCGGACCCUCAAUGACCUCUUCCGUGCCAUUGAGGAGACCAGCAAUGAUAUGGAGUACGAGGUGUCCAUGUCCUACCUGGAGAUCUACAAUGAGAUGAUCCGGGACCUGCUGAACCCCGCCCUGGGGUACCUGGAGCUGCGGGAGGACUCCAAAGGGGUGAUCCAGGUGGCGGGCAUCACCGAGGUCUCCACCAUCAAUGCCAAGGAGAUCAUGCAGCUGCUGAUGAAGGGCAACCGGCAGAGGACCCAGGAGCCCACGGCCGCCAACCAGACGUCCUCGCGCUCCCACGCUGUGCUCCAGGUGGCCGUGCGCCAGCGCAGCCGGGUCAAGAACCUCCUGCAGGAGGUGCGGCAGGGCCGCCUGUUCAUGAUCGACCUGGCGGGCUCCGAGCGCGCCUCCCAGACCCGGAAUCGCGGGCAGCGCAUGAAGGAGGGGGCCCACAUCAACCGCUCCCUGCUGGCGCUGGGCAACUGCAUCAACGCACUGAGCGACAGGGGCAGCAACAAGUACGUCAACUACCGCGACAGCAAGCUCACCCGGCUCCUGAAGGAUUCGCUGGGGGGCAACAGCCGCACCGUGAUGAUCGCCCACAUCAGUCCGGCGAGCACCGCCUUCGAGGAGUCCCGGAACACCCUGACCUACGCUGGCCGCGCCAAGAACAUUAAGACCAGGGUGAAGCAGAACCUGCUCAGCGUCUCCUACCACAUCGCCCAGUACACCAGCAUCAUCGCUGACCUGCGGGGAGAGAUCCAGCGGCUCAAAUGCAAGAUUGACCAGCAGGCCGGGCGGGGCCAGGCCCAGGGCCAGCUGGGGAGGGGUGACAUCCGCCACAUCCAAGCCGAGGUCCAGCUGCACAGGGGGCAGGGCGAGCAGGACCAGAUGGGGCCGCUGCGGGAGCAGCUCAUCAGCGCUUUCCAGGAGCAGAUGGAUGUGCGCAGGCGCCUGCUGGAGCUGGAGAACCAAGCCAUGGAGGUCCAGAUCGAGACCUCCCGCCACCUGCUCACCAUUGCCGGCUGGGAGCACGAGAACUCCCGGCGGGCCCUCAAGUGGCGGGAGGAGCAGAGGAAGGAGUCCUACACUAAGGACGACAGCGAGAAGGACUCAGACACCGGCGAUGACCAGCUGGACAUCUUGGAACCACCUGAGGUGGCCUCGGCCCGGGAGAGCAUCGCGGCCCUGAUGGGCAAGCAGAAGCAGCUCCACAAGGAGAAGCUGGCGCUGGAGCAGCGCUGCCGGGAGCUGCGUGCGCGGGGCCGGCGCCUGGAGGAGACGCUGCCGCGGCGCAUCGGCUCGGAAGAGCAGCGCGAGGUGCUGAGCCUGCUGUGCCGCGUGCACGAGCUCCAGGUGGAGAACACAGAGAUGCAGUCGCACGCGCUGCUCCGCGACGGGGCGCUGCGCCACCGCCUGGAGCAGCACCGCAGCCUCUGCGACGAGAUCAUCCAGGGUCAGCGGCAGAUCAUCGACGACUACAACCUGGCUGUCCCCCAACACCUGGAGGAGCUCUACGAAGUGUACCUGCGGGAGCUGGAGGAGGGCAGCCUGGAGCGGGCCACCAUCAUGGACCGCGUUGCCUCCAGGGCCCUGCAGGACAGUUCCUUGCCCAAAAUCGCCCCAGCAGGAGCCACACUGACCCCAGACUCUGACCUGGAGAGCGUGACGACGCUGAGCUCUGAGGCUCAGCACCUGCAGGGCAGCACACUCCCGGCCCUGGGGACGGACAGUGACGCCCGCCACAUGUUCAAGGCCAGUUCCCGGGCCUGGCAGGUGAAGAGCUCCUCUGUGCCCACCCCGCCUCCCAUCCAGGGUGGCAGCCUGGUGACCCAGGAGGCCCUGCCUCCAGACAGCCUGGGUAGCCAUAUCACCUCUUCCCCAGACAGCAGCGAGAACCUGUCAGAGAUCCUCUUGUCCCACAAAGAGAGGAAAGAAAUCCUGACUGGUACCAAGUGCAUCUCGGUGAAAGCUGCCCGGCGGCGCUCUCGGGCCCUGGGCACGGAGGGGUGCCACCUGCUGGCGCCUGCCAUGGAGCGCAGCAGCCUGUCCCUGCACUCUCUGAGCGAGGCUGACAAUGCCCGGCCACCAGGCCCACUGGCAUGCAAGCGGCCACCCAGCCCCACGCUGCAGCACGCUGCCAGCGAGGAGAACCUGUCCAGCAGCACAGGAGAGACCCCAUCUCAGGCGGUUGGGCAUCGAGGUGGCGGCCCUGGGUUCUGGCUGCGCGGCCAGAAGAAAAGCCCAGGCAAGAAAAGGGAGGAGUCCCUGGAGGCGAAGAGGAGGAAGCGGAGGUCCCGGUCCUUCGAGGUCACAGGGCAAGGGCUCUCCCGCCCCAAGACACACCUCCUGGGGCCCCGGCCCUCAGACAGCACCUCGGACCACAAGACGCCAGUGGGUGGGCACCCAAGCCCUGGUGUCAGGCACCUGGGAAAGGUCACGCUGCCUUUGGCCAAAGUCAAACUCCCCACAGGCCAGAACACAGGCGCUGGAGACCCCUCAGCCCUUACUGUCCCCCCCAACCCAGCUGGAGUUUCCCGAAGGGUUACUCGUGGGCCCCACCUGCACCACGGGUCAAGCACGCAUGGCAAAGAUGGACGCUUCCGGCACAACUGAGGGGUCCUGCCUGGAACCAGCUAUUCUGCCCCCAAGGCUGAAUGGGGGGUGUAGCAGGGAAGGGGAAAUGGACCCUGGGCAUUGGGGAUCAUCAGGUGGAGCAGGAGCUCAGAAGGUUGGGGCUCCUGAGACCCAAGAGUUGUGGGGGUGUCUGCGCAGCCUUCCAUGCUUCCAGUGCCACAGGGAAGGGAGGCGAGCCCAGGAGGCCCCCCAGCCCUGCUCAGAACACUGUUGCCAAAACCCUGCACACACCUGGGUUAGUCUUGGCCU
Messenger RNA from Marmota flaviventris (yellow-bellied marmot), 3368 nucleotides. The record is from RefSeq and is a predicted model, not a curated record. NCBI's taxonomy places the organism in Eukaryota, Metazoa, Chordata, Mammalia, Rodentia, Sciuridae.